GGGCUCGCGCGAACAAGAGCGUGGCCACGAGAUGCGCAGAGCGAUACAUUUUGAUUACCGAACCUCUUGCGUAGCUUUCCCAGCAUUGCACGCGCACCUGAGGCCAGAACGCAGCUUACACGUGUCACAUUCGAAAAAGGACAUUGGACGCCCGCCAGAGAACAAGGAGACCGUGCGAACGCAAGUGCUGACUGUCGCCUUCAGCAUCUGACGGAGCGCCGAUAUCAUGGACAUCGACUGCCUGCCGGACAGCCUUUUGCUGGAAGUCUUCCGACAUCUCCAGUUCCAGGCCAUAUGCAAAUGCUCACGCGUGUGCCGACGGUGGAGGCGAGUGACUCGCGACUGGUCACUCCGGCGGGUGAUCAAUGUGACCUCGCAACCGCUGUCAGCUCUCCAGGUGUGGCACCUCGUCCGUGACAACGCUGGCGCCAACCUCGUCGAGCUGAAGAUCACGGGGUUCAAAACAGCCACUGCACGUGGACCCACAGCCAUGGUGUUCGGACACCUAAGAGACCACUGCCCUUCUCUCAAGGUCUUGCAGCUGACUGACGCUUGGCUGGAACGUUCUCUGGCGGACCUCACCACCAGGCUCACGCACCUGUCAUUGAAGAGGUCUCUCUUUAUUACCGACGUCUUUCGAGACAAACGGGAACCGUUGGCGGUCAGCUCCCUGCGGUUUCUUGACCUGGCCAACUGCAUCUUCUUGCCGUGGUUCGACAUGGCUUCACUUACACAGUUUCAUUCGCUGCGCGGCCUGGUGCUCGAAGGCUGCUACCCACUCCUCGCCACUAGCUUUGCCCCGAGCAGGCCGAUGAUCACCAACCUUGUCCUGCUCAACAUCGAGCGCAUCUUCGUCUGCAACCGGGAGGUGCAGGUGGUGCUCCUUCAGGGCGCCAACCUCCAGUAUCUGUUUCUGGGCCACACAGGCUUCGAUGGGGAGGUGUUCGAAACGGUUUGGCGCCUCCUGAGAAACCAACGCCCGCUCCGCCUCACCCACGUCUGCCUCAGGUGCACGCAGAUACAGGAGCUGCAUUUGAACAAGCUCCUACAGAUGACGCCCCGGUUGCAGUGGUUAGCCGCGACGAGUGCCGACAUGUCGCCUGCCGCCAAGGAGCACGUGGAACAGUACCUACCCAGUUCCUGUCAGUACCUGGAGGUGGGACCCGGCAACCCGCGCAGCGCGGCGUUCUGUGGCCACUCCGUGCCCUUAUAAAAAUUUCUCUCAACAUGUUUUAGACCGCUUUUAGACUAUUGUUACUAGAACCUACCAACAGUCAAUAGAAAUCCUUCCAUCGGUCUUUAGGCUUCCUAACAACUCCCUAGUAACACCCUAGAAGCAAUUGGCCACCAACAUUAUUUAGAAACAUGCUCAUAGGUUGUCUGUGAACUUCCUACUAACUGUGUAGAAACACGUUUCUUUAGACCUCCUAUUAGCAUUCAUUAAAUUGAAGCAUGUUCAUAGGCUAUCUGUAAACGUCCUAUUAAAAAUUUACUAGCGCUUUCUUUAGACACCCUAGUAACAUUGUUCUAACAAUUGGCCACCAACAUUGAAUAGAAGCAUGUUUGUAUACUUUGUCAACAUCCUACCAGCUUUCUACUGACAGUUUUUAGGCCUCAUUAUGACUGAAUUAUUUCAAACCUCCUACCAACAUUUUCCCUUUACACAAUCUAGAAACAUUGUCCAGAGUUGGUCACAGUAUGUGAAUAAAAACAUGUUCAACGCUGCUUAUAAAUUUAUGCUAACCUGAAAAUUUAUAACUUUAGAUCACCCAGUACACCAGCACACCACCCUAUAAUGCUCAGAGCCGCAACUAUUAAUUUCAUUUAUUGGACGCUAUUAACGUCUGUCACCUUAUGUAUAUAUUUACGGGAUCUUAUUGGAGUAUUGAUAAAUAUCUAAGCUCUUGACGCGAUGUGCAGCUGAAGCCACAGGUUGCGAAAGGAGCUACUGAAAAUAAAGGUCUGACAAAUUGGAAGCGUUGCGAAGAUUGCAUCACACAUUUAUUACAUUAUUCAAUCAGUCAAACUUGGGAACCGCAGAAAUGAGACUGUAGUUAUGCGAAGCAGCUUCAGCAUUCUGGGCGUUAGUUGUAGUUGCACCUUAGAUAUUAUGGAAAUGUUUCUUUUUGUGAGAUUGUUGCUGUGAGAUCCUUGGCGUUGUAUCCUUUAAAAAAAGGGAGUAGCAGUUAGGCAAGAGCAAAGAAUUAGUUCAUGAUUGUCACAAAAGAGCGCGUAAUCCAAGCGCGCGCCGCGUGUCACGCAAGCCAGCGAAAGAACACGCCGGCCCCGCGGCAACUUCAACAGAGGCGGACAGCGCCUACGCCUCAAACAGCAACGCUAACAACGGCGCCGAAACGUCUGGAAGAGACUCGACGGAGCGACGUUAACCGGAGAGAGAGAGAGAGAGAGAGCACGCGCGCGCCGAGACACCUUCUCACCCGGCGAGUCGACAGACAUAACUACAGCGUGAGCGCGCGUCAACAGGAUGAGUCAUCACCCCCCCU
Molecule: messenger RNA, 2504 nt
Organism: Dermacentor silvarum
Lineage: Eukaryota; Metazoa; Arthropoda; Arachnida; Ixodida; Ixodidae
Product: F-box/LRR-repeat protein 12
Exons: 3
Coding region: 227-1213 (328 amino acids)
Biological process (GO): positive regulation of protein ubiquitination; SCF-dependent proteasomal ubiquitin-dependent protein catabolic process
Cellular component (GO): SCF ubiquitin ligase complex
Molecular function (GO): protein binding
Source: RefSeq, a predicted model, not a curated record